Molecule: messenger RNA, 885 nt
Organism: Candidozyma haemuli
Lineage: Eukaryota; Fungi; Ascomycota; Pichiomycetes; Serinales; Metschnikowiaceae
Gene: CDC21
Product: thymidylate synthase
Exons: 2
Coding region: 1-885 (294 amino acids)
Biological process (GO): dTMP biosynthetic process
Cellular component (GO): mitochondrion; cytosol
Molecular function (GO): thymidylate synthase activity
Source: RefSeq, a predicted model, not a curated record
AUGACUACUUCUACCAAUCCUGCUGAGCAGGCGUACCUUGAUUUGUGCAACCGUAUCAUUAACGAAGGUGAACAAAGACCAGACAGAACUGGUACAGGCACGAAAUCGCUUUUCGCCCCACCCCAAUUGAGAUUUGAUCUCUCUGACGAUACUUUUCCAUUAUUGACCACCAAGCGUGUCUUUUCCAAAGGUAUCAUCCAUGAAUUGCUUUGGUUUGUUGCUGGAUGUACAGAUGCCAAGGUUCUUUCUGAUAAAGGUGUGAAAAUCUGGGAAGGAAACGGAUCCAGAGAGUUUUUGGAUAAGUUGGGUCUUACCGACCGCCGUGAAGGUGAUUUGGGUCCAGUGUAUGGUUUCCAAUGGCGUCACUUUGGCGCUGAGUAUAAGACAUGUGACGACGAUUAUACUGGCCAGGGUUUUGAUCAGCUUCAGGAUGUUAUCCAUAAGUUGAGAACGAACCCUUACGAUAGAAGAAUCAUCAUGUCUGCGUGGAACCCACCAGACUUUGCCAAGAUGGCGUUGCCACCAUGCCAUGUGUUUUGCCAGUUCUAUGUGAACUUCCCAAGCAACCAGCCAGAUGCAAACGCUGCCAAACUGACCAAAACUGCUAGACCUAAGCUUUCAUGUCUUCUUUACCAGAGAUCCUGUGACAUGGGCCUUGGAGUGCCUUUCAACAUUGCUUCUUAUGCCUUGUUGACUAAGAUGAUUGCUCAUGUUGUGGAUAUGGACUGUGGUGAGUUCAUCCAUACUUUGGGCGACGCCCACGUCUACUUGGACCAUGUGGAUGCAUUGAAAACUCAAUUCGAGCGUGAACCCAAGAAGUUCCCCAAGUUACACAUUAAAGAGUCGCGUAAGGCAGAGAUCACCGAGAUUGACCAGUUCAAAUGA